This is a messenger RNA of Eucalyptus grandis, 1649 nucleotides long. RefSeq names its product maltose excess protein 1-like, chloroplastic. Bases 148 to 1413 code for a protein of 421 amino acids. The transcript is spliced from 9 exons. The record is from RefSeq and is a predicted model, not a curated record. Gene Ontology annotation, molecular function: maltose transmembrane transporter activity. Gene Ontology annotation, cellular component: chloroplast envelope. NCBI's taxonomy places the organism in Eukaryota, Viridiplantae, Streptophyta, Magnoliopsida, Myrtales, Myrtaceae.
CGGACACUAGACACAUAAUACACCUUUUUUUUCUGAGCACUUGACCACCACCUUCUAUUUCUAGUUCUAUUUCUAUGUCCUUAAGCUGUUACGUUAUCGGUUGAGCGAGAGCAGUCGGCUUAGAAGAGUUCCGUUCAUCCUCCAGGCAUGGCUGAGUCUGUGGUUGCUUCUUCCGCUUCUUCUUGUUUCUCCAGAAGCAGAAGCAGAAGCAGAAGCAGGGCUCCUACCCCUUCUCAUUCUGGCUCCCUCACCCUCAGAAUCACCCCCCCGUUCUCCUCUCCGAUCAACUACACCCACCUCCGCGAGCCCCUCUCCCUUUUCCCUCGCCAUCCUCCCCUGUUCCUUCUUGUUCAAUCUCCUGCCACUCCCACCGCCGCUUCCGCUCUCGACUCCGACAUCCCUCACCCCCAGGUCGGUGCAGUACAGGGAUCGUCGCCUCCGGCGGAGACUAGCACCCUGUUGCGGCAAUGGGAUUCUCUCACUGCCAAGUUCUCGGCUUCCUCAAACAUCCCCUUCUUGUUGCUGCAGCUCCCUCAGAUCAUCCUCAACGCCCGCAACCUCUUAUCCGGCAAUCACUCCGCCCUCCUCGCCGUCCCCUGGCUGGGCAUGCUUACUGGGCUACUGGGCAACCUUUCCCUGCUUUCUUACUUCAUAAAGAAGAGGGAGAAGGAGGCGGUCGUGGUUCAGACGCUGGGCGUGGUCUCCAUCUAUGUCGUUGUCUUCCAACUCGCCAUCGGACGCGCCAUGCCCCUCCCCAUCUUCCUCGUCACUUCUCUGGUCGUCGCCACAGGCCUCCUCCUCAACUUCUCCAACUACUUCCACUUGCUCCCUCCCUCCCUUUGGUCCAUCUGGGAAGACUUCAUCACUAUCGGCGGCCUCUCCGUUCUCCCUCAAGUCAUGUGGGCUACUUUUGUCCCUUAUGUUCCACAUAGCAUCUUGCCCGGAUCAAUUGCUUGUUUCAUUGCUUUUGUAGCUGUUCUUAUGGCAAGAACGGGGAAACUUUCAGAGAAAGGUGUCAGAUUUGUGGGAGCUAUAUCAGGAUGGACAGCGACGCUUCUCUUCAUGUGGAUGCCAGUCUCACAAAUGUGGACAAAUUUUCUGAAUCCGGAAAACAUCAAGGGUUUAUCUGCCUCAUCAAUGUUGCUUGCCAUGAUUGGAAAUGGACUCAUGAUCCCACGGGCACUCUUUAUUCGUGAUUUCAUGUGGUUCACAGGGUCAAGCUGGGCUGCUCUUUUCUAUGGGUAUGCAAACAUUGUAUGCCUGUACAGCUUCAAUUGUAUCAGUAGGGAGUUCUUCUUGGGAGCAACAGCUGGAUUGUUGUCAUGGUUAGGAAUGGCCUUAUGGAGAGACAUGGUGGCAUACGGAUACAACACACCAUUGCGAUCCAUAAAGGAGCUGGUUUAUGGACCUUGAUGAAAAGAUUGGGGCAAACUGGCAGCUGCAUGAAGUGCAUUGGCACAGAUUGACCUGGUCGAAGAACAUGGUUUGCAGCAUCAUAGGUUGUGCACAUGAUCCUUGUUUUCUGGUCAACGAAUCAAGUCAACACAGCAUUAUAGGUUGUCCGCAUUUUUUAAUCUGCAAAUAAGUAUGUAGAAUGCUCAUUGAUUAUGCAAGUAUGAGAAGAAGUUGAUUAACUUUCCUGUGAUCAA